GCCCGGCCCGGCUCGGCCAGGCCCGGCCCGGCGCGGCCCGGCGCACCCCGAGCCCCCGCGCCGCCCAGGCGGGAGCGCGCGCGGCGUUCCGGGGGGGAGCGCGCGCCUCGCAUCUUUUGUGCUCGGGCAGCUCGCCCCUCGGCGGAGCCGCGCGGGGAACGCUCUUUGUGCGCGCUCCCUUCCCCCCCCAGCCCGGCGGGGGACGAUGUCUCAGCCCCGAGGCAAGAAGAGAAACCCUGGGCUGAAAAUUCCUAAGGAAGCCUUUGAGCAGCCACAGACGAGCUCCACGCCACCCAGAGAUCUGGACUCCAAAGCCUGCAUCUCUAUUGGUGAGGAGAACUUUGAGGUGAAGGCCGAUGACCUGGAGCCCAUCUCCGAGCUGGGACGAGGUGCGUACGGGGUGGUGGAGAAGAUGCGGCACAUGCCCAGCGGGCAGAUCAUGGCAGUGAAGCGGAUCCGAGCCACGGUGAACAGCCAGGAGCAGAAGAGGUUGUUGAUGGAUCUGGAUAUCUCCAUGAGGACGGUGGAUUGUCCCUUCACCGUCACCUUUUACGGGGCGCUUUUCCGAGAGGGAGACGUGUGGAUUUGCAUGGAGCUGAUGGAUACCUCACUGGACAAAUUCUACAAACAUGUCAUUGACAAAGGCCUGGCGAUUCCCGAGGACAUCCUGGGGAAAAUCGCAGUCUCUAUUGUAAAAGCACUCGAACAUCUCCACAGUAAGCUCUCCGUGAUCCACCGAGAUGUAAAGCCCUCUAACGUGUUGAUCAAUACGCAGGGGCAGGUGAAAAUGUGCGAUUUUGGGAUUAGCGGUUACCUCGUUGACUCUGUUGCUAAAACCAUGGAUGCAGGAUGCAAACCCUACAUGGCUCCUGAGAGAAUUAACCCGGAGCUGAACCAGAAGGGAUACAGCGUCAAAUCCGACAUCUGGAGCCUGGGGAUCACCAUGAUCGAGCUGGCCAUCCUGCGCUUUCCCUACGACUCCUGGGGCACGCCCUUCCAGCAGCUCAAGCAGGUGGUGGAGGAGCCGUCGCCGCAGCUCCCAGCGGAGAAGUUCUCAGCGGAGUUCGUCGAUUUUACCUCGCAAUGCUUGAAGAAGAAUUCCAAAGAACGGCCAACAUACCCAGAGCUUAUGCAACAUCCUUUCUUCACCCUGCACGAAUCCAAAGAGACAGACGUCGCCUCUUUUGUCAAGCUCAUCCUGGGAGACUGAGAACUGGACUUGUAAAAGAAUUGCCCUUCUGUGGACUGGUGGGUGCAGGGGAGGGGCGCGUGGCAGGACUUGUCAUGGAAGCACCAACAGAAAGUCGCCGUGUUUUGUUUUGUUUUGUUUUUAUUCUGAGAAACCCCCGCCUCGCCCGAGUUUUUUUAAAGGGUUCUUUGGUAUCCAUAGUGACAUAGAACGAGCUGGUUAGUGGAAUGAAUUUUAAUAAGGUUGGUAACCUUAAAACAAAAACAAAACAACAAAAAAAAAAAAUCUUUUUUUGAAAGAGUGAUUUACAUAUUUAAUGACAGUCGAAGUUCCUCUUCCUAACUUGCUCCUCAUCCCCCUUCCCUUCCCCUUGAACCAGAAUUUGCUUUGUCAUGGUAAUAGGUGCUAUGGUAGUCAUGAAGUUGUAUGUAGAUUUAUAUUUUGUCCCUUCCAUUAUUUUAAUAUUUAUGUUAAGUGCUUGAUGGAAUAGAUUUCUGUUUUAUAUGAGGAUGAGUGCGUGGUGAUGAUGAUGAUGAUGAUGAUGAUGAUGAUGAUGCAAAAUGAGGCCGCAGCAAGCAGCACUUGUAGGGCUCGCUGGGGAAAAGGUGUCCAAGGACAGGGGAGAGGAGAAGUGUCUAUAUUGUGGAAUAUAUGUGAUGUGCAUCAUAAAAGGAACGGAUAAGCAAGCCUUGCUGCUCGAGCUGUGUCAGGGAGGGAGGCCCCAGUGUCCCCUGUGGUCACCUCCUCUCCGGACACCGCGCUCCGAGUCCGGCCGGCGCUUCCAGCCCCGUCCCACCGCCCUGCUCUGCUGGAGAGGGCAGGCUGGGAGCUCUGGGAAUUGCUGGGACAAUGUCUGGGACAAAAGGCCCAGAGGGAAGGAGCUGUCAGAGAAGUUGCACAAAGAAGAGGAGGAGCUGUCCUGGUGGGUGCCCAGCAGCGUUGCAGUGCCCGAGGCUCCCUUGGGCUGGGGAUGAGCUGCUCUGGGGCUCGGGGGGAGCUCCUCUCUCGGGUGAUUCGGGAUCACAGGACGCACAGCACCCCUCAGGAGUGGGAUGGAUUAGUGGAUGGAUCCCUGGGCUCCAUCCCUCCGUGCUUGCCCGGGGAUUGCAGCGCUCCCAGGAGCCCGGGCUGGCCGGGGCGUUGGGCUGUGCCCAGCCCCAGCUGGGAUGCUGCAGGCAGCCAGGAGCGCUGGGCUCUGCCUGGGAAACCACGCAGGGACAGCACAGCCAGCCCUGACCAGGAGCUCCCUGCUGCUGGCCUGGGGGACGAGCUGCGAGCCAGGGACAGGACAAGGUGGGAGAGGAGCUGGAGAGCGUUGUGCCCUCGGGUCAGUCACUGUCUGGAGCAGGGGGCACUGGGAGUGUUGGCUCCACGUUAACGCUGGUUUGAGCCAUGCCUGCCCAGCUGCCUGGCCCGGGGCUCCUUCCCCCAGCCCUGGAACGAGGCCUGCACAAGUGCCUCGUGCCCCUGCAUGCGCUUCCAUCCCCACCCCUCGCUUGGGCACAGCCCCUGGGAGCCAGAAACACACCCUGCUCUGCAGGGCUGAACCUUGCAGGGGUGUCACUGACCCUGUGCAGGGUGUCACUGACCCCUGCUCUGCAGGGCUGAACCUUGCAGGGUGUCACCGAACAGGGCUGACCCUGUGCAGGGUGUCACUGACCCUGUGCAGGGUGUCACUGACCCUGCUCUGCAGGGCUGAACCUUGCAGGGUGUCACUGACCCUGUACUGGGUGUCACUGACCCUGAGCAGAGUGUCACUGACCCUGUGCAGGGUGUCACUGGGCCUGUGCAGGGUGUCACUGACUCUGUGCAGGGUGUCACUGACCCUGUAUUGGGUGUCACUGACCCUGAGCAGGGUGUCACUGACCCUGUACUGGGUGUCACUGACCCUGUGCAGGGUGUCACUGACCCUGUACUGGGUGUCACUGACCCUGAGCAGGGUGUCACUGACCCUGUACUGGGUGUCACUGACCCUGUACUGGGUGUCACUGACCCUGAGCAGGGUGUCACUGACCCUGAGCAGGGUGUCACUGAUCCUGUGCUGGGUGUCACUGGGCCUGUACUGGGUGUCAGUGACCCUGUACUGGGUGUCACUGACCCUGUGCAGGGUGUCACUGACCCUGUACUGGGUGUCACUGACCCUGAGCAGGGUGUCACUGACCCUGUACUGGGUGUCAGUGACCCUGUACUGGGUGUCACUGACCCUGUACUGGGUGUCACUGACCCUGAGCAGGGUGUCACUGACCCUGAGCAGGGUGUCACUGACCCUGAGCAGGGUGUCACUGAUCCUGUGCUGGGUGUCACUGGGCCUGUACUGGGUGUCAGUGACCCUGUGCAGGGUGUCACUGACCCUGUACUGGGUGUCACUGACCCUGAGCAGGGUGUCACUGACCCUGAGCAGGGUGUCACUGACCCUGUACUGGGUGUCACUGACCCUGAGCAGGGUGUCACUGACCCUGUACUGGGUGUCACUGACCCUGAGCAGGGUGUCACUGACCCUGAGCAGGGUGUCACUGACCCUGAGCAGGGUGUCAUUGCCAGGUUAGCAGCUCCAGGCUCUGCUGGUGCAGGUUGGAACAGUCUGAGCGGAUUUUGGGAAUCCCCUGGAAGGGCUGAAGGGGAGGGCAGUGUUCAGAGCAGGGGCUCUGGGGUGCUGGGGACACGCCAACACUUCCAAGAGGCGCACAAAGACACCGCCAGUGCCUGGGCUGUCACUGUCCCUGCCACCACAGGGGUGGCUGUGAGCCUGGGGUGGUGCAGCCCUGCCCUGGGGCUGGCAGUGACAGAGACAGGGGAGCAUUUAUCGGGAUUUAUGGAUCCUUGUGCCCUCAGCUGCAGAGCAGGGGGCUCACAGAGGGCUUGCAGGAAUCAGGGUGCCAUUCAGGGGUGGUGCAGGCUUUGGGGAGCAGGUUCCCCUUGCUCAGCCCUGUCCCAGGAGCCCGCCCAGCCCUCGGGAAAGGAUAAGCUCCACACCCUGCUCUGUGCCAAGGGGAACCUUUCAGGUUACAUUUCGUGGCAGAUGAAACACGAGGAUGUUUUACUUCACAGUGUAAUUUUAAGAGGCCUGGCAUGGCUCAUGAUCUGCCCUCUCAUAUUCCAUGGUGUGUGUGUGUGUUUUCUCUCUCUCACUUUCUCAGAGUCACAGAGCUGUUUUGAUUGAUUGUCCUCAGCUGCAGCUGAAAGUCCAGCCAGCCAGUUUAUAGACUCGGUUCCAGCAUCAAUUCUCACUUUGAAAAACAUGACAUUUAAAACCACCCUUUGGUUUUCCUACAUAUGGAUCUGAUGCUUUUGUUAAAGAUUGUUUUUGCUGCUUUUCCCCUGCAAUAUAAGUCUCGUUUGGACACCGCAUCUCCUUGACCUCAGAGCACCUUCAUUUCAGUGCCAUUGUAAUUGACAGGUUGAAUUUAUGAGAUACUGUCAAAGCUCAGUAUUUAUAGCAGAUAUUAAUGUCACCAGCGUUUUCCAAUAGAGAAUUAAUGGCAGUGUUUUCUGCAGCUGGUAACCCUCUGAAAGGAUUCCUCCGUGCCUCCACACAGGCCUUGCUUUUAUGCUUUCUGCUCUAAUCCUUUUGUUUUAAUGACAUUACAAUAGGGCACGCUACAAAUCACUUCCCUUCCCUGCUUUUUCUCCGUGACUUUGUUCCUUUCAAAGUCGUUUGUGUCAGCCCAGGGUAAGUGUGGAGCUGUGUGAGGGUGAGGAAGGUGCUGUGAGAUGCACGGGGCUCUGGCCCUGCAUCCCUCCACAAAGCUUGGCCUGACCCAGGAGUUGCUGAGAGAGAAGCCUGAGCUUGGUGGCUUCAGCUCGGGGAGGAGAGCCAGGGACUCCUGUGUGCCUCAGAGCCCUGCUGGGCUGCAGGAUGAGAGUCAGGCUCUUCUCUCUGCUGUUUAAUGUGACCUCUGUGAAGAUGAAAAGCCUUUGGUUGCUGCUCAGAUCUUUGCUUGGCCAGAACACAAGCGCAGGGACAGACACAGGCUCUGGGACAUGGAACCUUUCCUGGCAGCCUGGCCCCCUGGGCAGCCCAGGUGUUGAGGUUUAGGGAUGUUCUUCACAAAGGUUUUCUGUGUUCACACAGCUCAUUUGGGCUUGGGAUUGCCCCAGACUGGAAUUUUUAGAGAAGCAGGUCUUGAAAGACCCCCAAAGCCAGGGAGCAGAGGGAGAGCAGAGCUGUGGGAGCUCAGCAUUGAGCUGUGAGCUGGACCAGCUGUGGAGAGAGCCUCUCCAGCCUGCCACAGGUUUCCAGCAGGCACAGCCCAUCCCCAGGGCUGCCCAGGUGUGUGUCCAUCCUCCUCUUCCCACCUCCUGCAAUCUCCAGGGUGCUGCAGGCCUUGCCACUGCUGGAGCUCUGAGGUGUCACUGGCAGGAAAGGUGUUUUUUGGGUCCCCAAGAGCCCUGUGCACCCUUAAAUCUGGCAGAGGAGUUGGAAGGCAUUUUCUGGUUACUGUUUUGAAACCCCAGGUUCAUGCUGCUGCACUGGGUGCAAUGCCCAUCUUCCCUGGAGUUCUUCCAGGUGCACAGACCUUGACACAGGUAUCUCUGUACUGUAUUUCUCUGGUUUUUCCUGGCUUUUGUUGAGUUUACUGGUGACAAAGAGGCAACUCGGACUUGUUAAAGUUAAAAAAAGUUAAAACUUCAUUUCUGGAGGCAGUUGGUGGAUCCCUACUUGGAAAAAUCUCAAAAAAAAAAAAUCUCAAUUCAUCUCCCUGUAGCUGGUGCUGCUGCACCUUUUUCUGCUGGGAAGGCUCAGCAGGGAUUUCUCCAUGCCUGCUGCCAGCCAGGGGUGUACCUGCACAUUUCCCUUCUUCCCUGCACAUUCUGGAAGAGGAAAUCCUGCUUGAUCAGCACAGCAUUGCUCCAGUGGCUGCUCUGGUGUGGUUCAGACAAGGUUCCCACCAAGCUCCCAUGUUUAAUAAAUCUGUUUUAUUCAAACAACCCCCAAACUCCUCUCUCAGAAAAACCAGCCAAGAUGCUCCUUUUUUUUUUUUUUAUUUCCCCUUCCAUCUUGUUCCUGUUAGAGGAACUCUGGGAGCCCGUCUUGGUGCUUUCACUCUUUCACAUGCCAAAGAUCCCACUUAGUUAUGCUCCUGCCAAACCAGAUCUUGUAGUCUUGCCUCUAAAACCAUCCAUUUCCCUGCUCCUUGGGGUUCCUUUUGUUGCUGUUGCUUUUUCAUUGAAUUUCCUGGUGUUUAUUGACAUGUCUAUUGUGGAGCUUCCUGGACACAUGCAGCUCUCUUUUUUGGGAUACAGGGAAAGACAAAUAGUUGCCUUCACUUGUGUGCCCCUGCUGUUGGGGAAAUACUGUCAGUGGUGUGAUUCCUACAGAUGGGAUGGGUCUCAUGUCGAGCUGGGCUCAUGGAGGGUGUAAACUGGCACUGCUCCAUUGGCUGGGCUGGAACAAGGCCAGUUUUGUCCAGCUGAGAAUCUGUCCUUAGAUUUUAACUGUCUAAACAGUUAUUACACACUAAUAAAGAUUAAUGAUGGUAAAUCCCCAGGGAUUAGACAUAAAAUGGCAAGUUUUGCUCAUUAAUCUUUAUUGCCAUGUUACGGUUGUUGAUGUUAGAGUCUCUCUCUGCUCUGGACGUGCACAGAGGAGGGGGCUGAGCCUGGGGAGAUGAAGGCUGGACAGAACACACAGAACACACCAGAUGUCCACGUUUUACACUCUGUGUCUUCCCCCCAGGUUCCUUUAUUCCUUGAAAGCCCUUAACCAGCAGCAGAGGAUGGAUCCCAGAGCUUCGCCUGCUCCUCUGGCCUCUGCCUGGGCUGUAAAACCCAGAUUGUUUCUGCUGAGAAGGGAUCAGAUCUCCUCAUUAAUAUUUCAGCUCAGCCUUUGCUGGAGCAGAUGGGGAAUGUGAAAUUUGCCCUGUGCUCUGCAGAGCUGGGAGAUUCACCCUGGAGGAGCAGCAGCUCUGUUGGAGGCUGAAAGGACUCUGCUCCUUCACAUAACCCCACUCCAUAAAAACAGUGGCUUUUGUUAAUGAAUGGGGGCAGAAAAAGCUGCAUCUCAGUUUUGAGGUGUUUGCAGAUGAAUAAACACAGCCAGGAGCUCUGGUGGUGCCAGUGCUGCAGGCACAAAGGUCCAUUGCUGGAGAAAUGAAAGGGACUCUGAGAGUGCAGUGAACUUUAAGGGUGGAUUUAAUGGCAAUUAAAACAAAAUGAGUCCUGUGAUGGGCAGCUGGUGUCAGUGCACUCUGCCAGGGAGGGUUUGGAGCUGCAGGAGAGGCAGGACACAGCCACAGGUCCAUCGAGGGCACAGCCUGAGAGCAGCCUGGCUGCCCCUUCCCUCCCCACAUCUUCCUUCAGGCCCAGAUUGAUGGGCAGUGGGUCCCAGGUUGCCACUGGGAAUCUAAAUCCAAAUCCAGGGAGAAAAGUCUAAAACCAAAAAGGAAAAGAUUUUUCCACAGGGAAAAACCUGCAAGUGGCCCAAGGCACGCUGCUGCUGCAUGGCCUGAAAGGAUGGGAAGAGCCUGGGAGAGACCUCUGUAGCUGAGAGAGAAGAGGGGAAACUUUCCAGGUCUCUGAGCAGCUUCAUGCUGGAAAUACCCAAUUUUCAGGCCACCAGGAGGAGGGAAUUCACCAGGGAGCAGCUGGGGCUGCAGGAUGGUUGUGAUGUGGCUCCCUCAGAGCAUCCCUGGGAUGCUGGAGAGCUCUUGGCCUCCCUGGACACCUGACAGGGGGAGAGGCUCCUUCAUCUUUCUGUUCUGUGUCUGGGAUUUCACUGGCCCCAGCGGGAAGGGCCCUCAGCUGUCCAUGGAGUGGGGAAGGAGCUGCCUGUCCUCUCCAGUUCCCUCUCCCUGAUCCCACAGCUGGGAUUUGGCCAAGCAGCCGCCCUGCAGGGCUCAGCCCCAGCGGGAGCUUGGCAGGUUUGCUGCCAUUCCUCUCAAACUCCCUUUGGGAGCGCUGGGCAGCUCUGGAGCUGCAGCAGCCCCGCUCUGAGCUGCCUUAGCCCAGCCAGGAUGGGCCACAAGCCCUUCCUCGAGAGGCUCCUGGUUUUUCGAGGCCGGGGCGAGCGUCCAGCGGCCGCGAGGUUCCGCGGGGACAAGCCGGGAAAAGCUUGGAAGCGCCUGAAGCGCGCUGGAAGUGGAGAUGGAAAUCUCAAAAGAUCAGACGUCCUUCGGCGAUUUCCAAAACUAUCUGGUUUUAGCCAGACCUGAAAUCCCUUCCUAGAAGUUUUAUUUCAGGGUAUUUUGAUCUGUUACUUUCACUUUUGGGCUUAGCUAAAUCCAGGAAACCUCGGAGCGGUGUAAUUUUUGAAUAAAGACUAAACACACCCCGAGUAUUCCUGAGCUGAUCAGGAAAGCUGCUGCUUGGUUUAUCUUCCAGGAAUAAUUCAGGCCAGAUCAGGCUUUAAUUCAGUCUGGUUUUGCCCCCAGAUAAUGAUUCUUGUUGAGGAAAUAAAAAGAGCAGACCAGGAUCUUUCCAAAAGGCUGUGACCUGACACACCAAACCAUUCCAGGAGAUGGAUGGAGAUAAAGGCUCCAGUGAGAGGGGCCAAUGUCUGGAGGCUGGAACAGCAGCCUGGAGUAUCUGUGGCCUCCAAAAACUCACACAGACACAGGAAUUGUGGGAUGGAGGUGCUGGAUUCUGCCUUUUCUUGGGAUUUUUCCCUCUAGGAGAGAGCAUUCAGCCAUCUCAGAGUGUCCCAGAACACCCAAAAAUCCUUCAGUAUUUUUAUAUUGUUUUUUUUUUUUCAAGAUGGAUACUGUGAAAAGUCAGGAAGGGCCAGCUGUCCUUGAUUUGCACAGGCAGGGUGAAGAAAUGUGGCUUUGGUGCCUGGUAAAAGCCAAGAAAAGGUGUGUUUAAAGAUAAAUCCCAGUCUCUGUCAGAGCUGCUGAGCCAGGAUCAAAUUUUCCCAAAUCCAGGUACAGCUGCAGAGCUCUCCAUCCAUAUUUAGCCCAAAUUUAGUCACAAAUCCUGCAUAAACACCUACAGCAUGGACUGUGCCUUCUGGGGGGCUUCUGGCAGGUUGGGGCUCAAAAUCCAAUAUCUCCCAAGCCAGGAUUUGGCUCUGAAUAUUCCCUUUAAAAUCCAUGUGUAAAGUGAAUUUCCAGGGCUCGGCUGCUGUUUUUAUUUUGGUGAAUCCAGUGGUUUGUGCUUGGUGAGAGCUGUCCCUGUGCCAGGGGCUGCUGGAAAUAGUCACAACAUCCAAAAUAGCUGGAAUUCUGCAUUUUUUAAAUAGGAAUACAACAAGGGGAAGCUGCUAAAUGUAGCUUCUUGUAAGCUGGAAAUGUGUUGGAGUAAAAUUUGUCAUUUCUUGUAGAGAAAAAACAAAACAAACUGAAACAACUCUCCGAAAUUGUCCAAAAUCUUCAAUUUAAGGAAUUACAGUUUUAUUGGCAAAGAUCCAUGUUCAGAAAUCCCAUCAAUAGAUGGGAUUUUUAGACUUUCUAUCUUAAGGUGUGAAAUCUGCUUUUUCUCAAGAUGGUGGGAAAUCUGUAAUAAGGAUAUUUCUACAUAAUUCUGGCUAGGGAAAAAAACCAAACCCAAACACCAAAAAAAAUGGAAAAGCACCGAGAUCCCAGUGUUCUCUGGUGUUGAAGAGGGCACAUGGACAUGUUAGGAAGGAGAAGACUUUUCAACCUGCUGUAAUGCAAGUCCUUAUUUUACUUCAUUUUUAGGGUUUUUUUUUUUACAGUAACAUCAUUUGGUUUCUUAACUGGGAAAGUCUCUGCUUUUCCAUCCCUGUGGAAAGCUGAUUAUUCUUUCUCAUGUUCUUAUUUAUUAUUUAUCCCUUUCUGGUACUAUCCAAGAGGUGCUGAAGAUAUCUCCCAGCCUGCCCUCGAGCCAUGUGGGAUCCCUGUGGUAGCUCCUAACAGCUGGGAUGGCAAAUUAUGAUUUUAAAUUAUAUUUAUAGCAACUUAGAUUAUUUUUUUGUUGUUGUUUUUUAGUGUUUCGGUUUGCAUUAGAAUUAGGGACGGGGAUAAGGAAUCUUGUUUUAAAAUAUUCUAAUUUUUUUUUGGAGUUUUGGGGGCUUCUGAAGAAACCUGCUCACUUUUAUGUUUUUAGUAGGGAAGCACGAGGUGGGUUUCAGAUGUUCCUUUGAGAGGGGAUUGAGUAGCACCAGGGUUCAGUUUAGCUGGUAGAAUGCUCUGUCAAAUCAUUAAAAUCGAUUAAAUCAAUCAAUAAAAUCAGCUGAAUUCUGAGAAAACAACCACUUUCCAUCUGAAAAUUCAAAUCUGGUUGGUGACAAAUUUGGUUUGUCCCAGGCUGGUGCCAGGCUUUUCUCUGUCAAACCUGGAGUUUGCUGGAGCCCUGGGUGGUGAGGACUGGCCAGGGCAGGGCUGGGGACAGCCAAGUGUCACCUCUGGGGCUGGAGGACACGUGUCCUGCAGAAAUAAUGGAGCAAUUCACGAGCUCUGGGGGAUGCUGAGGGGAAUCCCUGAAGUGUGGGACAGAAUCGGGGAUUUGGGGCUCAAAACCCAUCAGGUUUUGUUCUUUUUAUUCCCUUUCUCCCCUUGGGAAGGUGCUUCAGAAGCCUCCCCAGCCUUUCUGAUAAAGAAUAACAGAACCAGAGAACCACAGAGUCACGUAGGGUGGAAAAACCUUUAAAAUCAUCGAGUCCAACCAAAAACUCAGCGCUGCCAAGGCCACCACUAACCCCUGUCCCCGAGUGCCACAUGCACACAUUUCCAGCCCUUCCAGGGAGGGUGACUCAAGCCCUUCCCUGGGCAGCCUGGGUGCUGUGGUGCAGCUGUUUUCAGACAGCUCACGCCGCUUUUCUGGUUUGUUUUCUUUCCCCAACGUAUAAGAAACGCUGGGUAGCAGAAUGUGGAAUUGAUUAGAAGUUCAUAAAGCAGGGACCUCAGAAGGAUGUGGGUAUAAAUGCUUUUCAGGCAUCCGAGGUGAACUUUAAAUGGAGCUUUGGCCCUCAUUUGCUUUCUGCUUUUCAAAAACCAUUUAUGAGAAAGUGGAGCUGUCAAAGCCAUGCAUGAACUUUGCCUUCUUGCAAAUAACUUGUCUCGAAGUAAAUUGUCCAAAUGCACAAGAAACUUGUCUCUAAGUAAAUCCAGUAGCUCUACAAAGCUGGAAUUGUGUGCAUUAGAGGGUGUGAGAGGUGUGUGUGUGGGUGUGUGUGUGUGUGUGAGCACGUGUUGUGCUUGGGGAGGUUGCAGGGAGUAACUCAGCCAUUUUGAGAUUUAAAAAAAAACACAAUGCAAGUGCUUUUCUUAAAAAAAAAAAAAAUAAAAAAAUAAAAAGGCAGCGUAAAAUAUUUAUUUCUUGGCAGAAGUACAUCAGACCACAUCUCCCAUCCUUCUUUUAAUUGCUUGGUGUUUGUUUGUGUUGUGUCAGGCUUUGCUGGUUUCCUCGGCAGGGCUGCGCGCCGCCCGUCACCUCGCACAACCCCGCUCCGAGCCAGGGCACGGGGCAGCUCCAGCUCCUCAGGAGAGCCCUGGGGUGCAGGCAGUGCAGCAGAGGCCAGGGUGCUGUUGGGUUAAAGGCAGCACAGUGCAGAGUGGGGGAUUUUCAGUUUUUAGCCUUGUUGAGGGAACUCUUUCCUUGUGAGGAUCCAACCUGCCGCGCCCUGAGGCAGCAGCACCCCGAGUCCCAGCCUUGGGGAGGGCGGCUUGGCCAGACAGAGCAGCUCAGAGGGUGCUACUGGAAAGGAAAGAGGGGCUGGAGUGAGUGUGAGGCAGCACUGGGUGCUGGUCAGUGCCUGUGGGCUUUGCCCAGGGUUUGGAAGCUCCGGUGCCCAGCCAGGUGCAGACUCUUCAUCAGUCACUGCCGAGCUCACCUGGCUGCCCACCUGCACAUCCCCUCCACCUGCAGCACCUCCUGUGCUGUCUUCACCCAUCUCAGCGCUGUUCCUCGUGCUCUGGAGAUGAGCAGGAGCAGCAGAGGGAUAGUAGGGCCGUGUGUGUAACGUUUGAGGGGCUUUUACUCCAUGUUGUUUUAAUGAGAUGCUUUUAGGAUCCAUGCUGAACUGGUAUUCUUUAACCUUCACUGCCACAGAUUCUUUCUCCCCACCCUCUUCACUUCAUACAGAUUGGCAAAACACAUUUGACUUGAAAAGAAACCACCCCCAAACCCUGCUGAUGGGAUAAGUUACUCCUCUUUACUGUGCUUUGAUUUGAUUUCUCAGGAUACCCAGAGGUUUUUCACUGCUGCUGAGAGGGGACAGUACACCUUUUUGGAGACUUCAACCACUGUAACAGUUUUCCAGAUGUGUGUGUGCGUGUGUGUGCGUGUAAGCCAGCACUGUGCGUGCGUGUGUUCUGCUGAAUAUCGUGUGCAUCUCUGAAAUGCUUCAAACAACUGCCUGGAAGUCAAAAACCAACCACCUCUUUCCAGUCAUAUGUUUGCCGUGACUUUUCAUAACCACACUUGAAACUAGUGGUCUUGGAUGGAAAUAUUCAAAGAGCAGGGCAUCUUUAUAGCAAUGGUAUGUCAGUCGAAUUACGGAAAAUGUACACAAAAAUAAAUAAAUGAAAUUUAAAAGUAA
Molecule: messenger RNA, 12626 nt
Organism: Poecile atricapillus (Black-capped chickadee)
Lineage: Eukaryota; Metazoa; Chordata; Aves; Passeriformes; Paridae
Gene: MAP2K6
Product: mitogen-activated protein kinase kinase 6
Exons: 13
Coding region: 206-1210 (334 amino acids)
Biological process (GO): protein phosphorylation; MAPK cascade
Molecular function (GO): ATP binding; MAP kinase kinase activity
Source: RefSeq, a predicted model, not a curated record